CUUCUAUCCAGAGCUUCUCCUUUAAAUCCAGAGACAGCUAUGGCUGAGGUACCUGGCGGGGGGACACACAUCAAACCAGCAGAUAUCACAGUGAAAGCAAUCAGUAAAGAGUUGCCUCCCGAUGUUGAGAAACAAGUAGGCAAAAGUUUUGAAGAAUUCACAAGUCAGAAGGAGAAUGGAAUCUACUACUGGAUCAAGGUUCAUGUUGGAAGUGAAGAUAGUCUGCACCUGAAAGCUGACCAGAAAUAUGAUUAUUUUGGUCAAGGAACAAAGAUCACCAUUGUGGAUUAGAAAAAGUAGUACCAAAGUAAUUUUGUCUUGCAUAAUUGAUGGAUUUUGCUGUUUGCUCCAUCUACCUUUUUCUCAAUAAAGCCAUGAUGUAGAAA
This is a messenger RNA of Erpetoichthys calabaricus (reedfish), 386 nucleotides long. Its product is annotated as cystatin-A-like. The transcript has 3 exons. The coding region runs from base 40 to 291 and encodes 83 amino acids. The record is from RefSeq and is a predicted model, not a curated record. Lineage: Eukaryota; Metazoa; Chordata; Cladistia; Polypteriformes; Polypteridae.